This is a messenger RNA of Prunus armeniaca (apricot), 627 nucleotides long. Lineage: Eukaryota; Viridiplantae; Streptophyta; Magnoliopsida; Rosales; Rosaceae. The record is from the annotation of a GenBank genome assembly.
AUGACUUGUAAUAAUUUCCGGGUUGACGCAUUAUUCUGUUGCACUACCUUUCACCUUGGCAGGAACAAGCAUUGCACACUGAUUGGUUAUCAGCAAGUUAAAAGAUGUCCAUCUGCAACAUCGCGUCAGCAGGAGCCACCUUAUUCCGCAACUCAGAAUUGUGCGGACCAACCUUCGUUACUGAAUAGUGGUUCUGAAUAUAAAAGUUCAAGAGCAGGUUUGAUCAAAAAGAGGAAGGAUCUUGUUGAUCCUCCAGUGAAACUACAACACGCCAAAAGGCACAUGGGAUUUUGUGGAACUGAUGAUGUCCAGUACAUUAGUGAACAGCCUGAAAAUAGCGUUGAGGACAUGAUGCAAGUUUCAGAGAAGAUACUUCUGAUGCAGGAAAACAAAAAACUUCGGUUACGGCUGCUUUCAUUGGAUCAAACGGUGCAAGAACUUAAUUUGAAGGUGCAACAACUUAAGGAUGAACUAGAGAAUGUGCAAAAACAUGCAGGUGAACUAGAGAAUGAACUGACGCAGACGUUGCUUGAAUCAUACACAUUGAAUAAAUAUGAGCAGCACGAAGCGAGGAUGAUGGAGGAUCAUUCCUCCCUCGUUCUUGGCUUUCAAUCUUCAGGAAAAUAA